This is a messenger RNA of Phacochoerus africanus (Common warthog), 3611 nucleotides long. It is a transcript of the gene CYLD, whose product is annotated as CYLD lysine 63 deubiquitinase. Gene Ontology annotation, cellular component: cytosol. The transcript has 18 exons. The record is from RefSeq and is a predicted model, not a curated record. Gene Ontology annotation, biological process: protein K63-linked deubiquitination; necroptotic process; regulation of mitotic cell cycle. The coding region runs from base 366 to 3227 and encodes 953 amino acids. Gene Ontology annotation, molecular function: cysteine-type deubiquitinase activity; K63-linked deubiquitinase activity. Lineage: Eukaryota; Metazoa; Chordata; Mammalia; Artiodactyla; Suidae.
GCCCAGGUAGCAGGUUAGGCUGCGCGGGGCUCCGCGCGUCGGAGGUAAAUACUAGGGCGGUGGGUGUGGGGCGCCAGGGCUGGUCCGGGACGCGGGCUAGCGAGGCUGGGGAAGGGGCGACGCCCCGCCACCCAAGUUUCCCCCUUUCCAGGGUGAGGAUGGUUUUAUACAACAACCUGGAGUUUUUUAGUUGAAAGGUGCGCUCUGUUGAAGCAAGGCAUUUUGAUUUGCUGUUUUUUUACAGCAUGGACACCAAAUUGCUAAAAACAUGCUUUGGGGCCGCCUGUGAAUUUACCUUUUGCGGUUUUGCUACACACUUAGUAGUUCCCUUUCUUUUGAGUUAAUGUUCUGGAGUUAAUAUCACAAUGAGUUCGGGCUUAUGGAGCCAAGAAAAAGUUACUUCACCCUACUGGGAAGAGCGGAUUUUUUAUUUGCUUCUUCAAGAAUGCAGUGUUACAGACAAACAAACGCAAAAGCUCCUUAAAGUACCAAAGGGGAGUAUAGGACAGUAUAUCCAAGACCGUUCUCUGGGGCAUUCGAGGAUUCCUUCUGCAAAAGGCAAGAAAAGUCAGAUUGGAUUAAAAAUUUUAGAGCCACCACAUGCAGUUCUGUUUGUUGAUGAAAAGGAUAUUGUAGAAAUAAAUGAAAAAUUCACAGAGUUACUUUUGGCAAUUACCAAUUGUGAAGAGAGGUUCAGCCUGUUUAAAAACAGAAACAGACUCAGUAAAGGCCUCCAAAUAGAUGUGGGCUGCCCUGUGAAAGUCCAGCUGAGAUCUGGGGAAGAGAAAUUUCCUGGAGUUGUGCGCUUCAGAGGACCCUUAUUAGCAGAGAGGACAGUAUCGGGAAUAUUCUUUGGAGUAGAAUUACUGGAAGAAGGUCGUGGCCAAGGUUUCACUGAUGGGAUAUAUCAAGGGAAGCAGCUUUUUCAGUGCGAUGAAGAUUGUGGAGUAUUUGUUGCGUUGGACAAGCUAGAAAUCAUAGACGACGAUGACCCUGGACUGGAGAGUGAUUUUGCAGGGCCAGUGGACACAAUGCAGGUUGAACUUCCCCCUCUGGAAAUAAACUCCAGAGUUUCUUUGAAGCUUGGAGAAACUAUAGAAUCUGGAACGGUUAUCUUCUGUGAUGUUUUGCCAGGCAAAGAAAGCUUAGGAUAUUUUGUUGGUGUGGAUAUGGAUAAUCCUAUUGGCAACUGGGAUGGAAGAUUUGAUGGAGUACAGCUUUGUAGUUUUGCAAGUGUUGAAAGUACAAUUCUCUUGCAUAUCAAUGAUAUCAUCCCAGAUAGCGUGACACAGGAAAGGAGGCCUCCCAAACUUGCCUUUAUGCCAAGAGGUGUUGGGGACAAAGGUUCAUCCAGCCAUAGCAAACCAAAGGCUACAGGAUCUACCUCAGACCCUGGAAAUAGAAACAGAUCUGAAUUAUUUUAUACUUUAAAUGGGUCUUCUGUUGAUUCACAACCACAAUCCAAAUCAAAAAAUUCAUGGUACAUUGAUGAAGUUGCCGAAGACCCUGCAAAAUCGCUUACGGAGCUAUCUCCGGACUUUGGACAUGCUUCACCACCACUGCAGCCUCCUUCCCUGAAUGCACUUGCCAACGAGAACAGAUUUCACUCUUUACCGUUCAGCCUGACAAAGAUGCCCAACUCCAAUGGGAGUAUUGGCCACAGCCCGCUGUCUCUGUCGGUUCAGUCAGUGGUGGGCGAGCUAAACAAUGCGCCUGUGCAGGAGAGCCCACCUUUGGCCACAUCUUCCGGUAACUCGCAUGGCCUGGAAGUGGGCUCGCUGGCUGAGGUUAAAGAGAAUCCUCCUUUCUAUGGGGUGAUCCGUUGGAUUGGUCAGCCUCCGGGACUCAAUGAAGUGCUAGCUGGACUGGAACUGGAAGACGAGUGUGCAGGCUGUACAGAUGGGACCUUCAGGGGCACUCGAUAUUUCACCUGUGCCCUGAAGAAGGCUCUGUUUGUUAAACUGAAGAGCUGCAGGCCCGACUCUAGGUUUGCGUCCCUGCAGCCAGUUUCCAAUCAGAUCGAACGCUGUAACUCUUUAGCAUUUGGAGGCUACUUAAGUGAAGUAGUAGAAGAAAAUACUCCACCAAAAAUGGAAAAGGAAGGUUUAGAGAUAAUGAUUGGAAAGAAGAAAGGUAUCCAGGGUCAUUACAAUUCUUGUUACUUAGACUCAACCUUAUUCUGCUUAUUUGCUUUUAGUUCCGUUCUGGACACUGUGUUACUUAGACCCAAAGAAAAGAAUGAUGUAGAAUAUUAUAGUGAAACUCAAGAGCUACUGAGGACAGAAAUUGUUAAUCCUCUGAGAAUAUAUGGAUAUGUAUGUGCAACAAAGAUUAUGAAACUGAGGAAAAUACUUGAAAAAGUUGAGGCUGCAUCAGGAUUUACCUCUGAAGAAAAAGAUCCUGAAGAAUUUUUGAAUAUCCUGUUUCAUCAUAUUUUAAGGGUAGAACCAUUGUUAAAAAUAAGAUCAGCAGGUCAAAAAGUACAAGAUUGUUACUUCUAUCAAAUUUUUAUGGAAAAAAAUGAGAAAGUUGGAGUUCCUACAAUUCAGCAGUUGUUAGAAUGGUCUUUUAUCAACAGUAACCUGAAAUUUGCGGAGGCACCAUCAUGUCUGAUUAUUCAGAUGCCUCGAUUUGGAAAAGACUUUAAACUAUUUAAAAAAAUUUUUCCAUCUCUGGAAUUAAAUAUAACAGAUUUACUUGAAGACACCCCACGGCAGUGCCGGAUAUGUGGCGGGCUCGCCAUGUACGAGUGCAGAGAGUGCUACGAGGACCCCGACAUCUCAGCUGGGAAAAUCAAGCAGUUCUGUAAAACCUGCAACACUCAAGUCCACCUUCACCCCAAGAGGUUGAAUCAUAAAUAUAACCCCGUCUCACUUCCCAAAGAUUUACCUGACUGGGACUGGAGACACGGCUGCAUCCCCUGCCAGAAGAUGGAGUUAUUCGCUGUUCUCUGCAUAGAAACGAGCCACUAUGUCGCCUUCGUGAAGUACGGGAAGGACGACUCCGCCUGGCUCUUCUUUGACAGCAUGGCUGAUCGGGAUGGUGGUCAGAAUGGCUUCAACAUUCCUCAGGUGACCCCAUGCCCAGAAGUAGGAGAGUACUUGAAAAUGUCUCUAGAAGAUCUGCAUUCCUUGGACUCGAGAAGAAUCCAGGGCUGUGCACGAAGACUUCUCUGUGAUGCGUACAUGUGCAUGUACCAGAGUCCAACAAUGAGUUUGUACAAAUAAACGGGGUCAUCUGGACAGGUGCAGACACUGAAUGCCAAGUUUUAAUGUUGCGUUUCACUCGAGCUGGCAGUUCUGGGCGGCAUCCAUUGCCGGCAAUGGAUGUCUCUGCGGUGAUGAUCCUUCAGAAAAGGAUUCCUGCGUUUAAAAACAAAUUGCUUUUGUGUUACUGAAGUAUUUAAUAAGAAGCAUUUUGCACUCUAGAGAGUAUGUUUGUGUUGGUUUUUUAAGAAGUUUAAAUGAAGUUAUUAAUACCUGAAGCUUUAAGUUAAGUGCAUUGAUCAUCAUAAGAUAUUUUUGGAAGCAUAAAAUUUUAAUUGUGACAGUUUAAAAACCUCUUUUAGUCCAUUGAGAAUGUAAAUAAAUGUGUCUUCUUUAUGGACCAAG